Messenger RNA from Dentiscutata erythropus, 151 nucleotides. The record is from the annotation of a GenBank genome assembly. NCBI's taxonomy places the organism in Eukaryota, Fungi, Glomeromycota, Glomeromycetes, Diversisporales, Gigasporaceae.
UAACUUUGAUAAAACAAUAACUCAAAAUGACUCUAUUUGUGAAAUAGCUAUACUUGUAUAUAAGAAGAAAGCAAAACAUAGAGAAUACUUUUUAGUAGACGAGAAGCUUGCACUAAAUGAUAGUAAUACUGAUAAAUGUUCUCUAUUUUGA